CCCGUCCGGCGUCCACCAGUCGUCGCUUCGCAGUGUACGUUGGUUGUCUUGUGUUUACUAUACGCGUUCAUUCACUUUUACCUCUUGCCGCUGUUUUGUUGUUGUUGUGACUCGUGAAAAUACAUAUAUAUAUAUUUAUAUUAUCGUCGCACGUUUCGCGGUUGACGAUAAAAAAAAAAAAUUCGUUACUUUGUCGCAGGACGCGAUAUUUUUAUAAUUCGUAAUCGGCCUUUAUCGCACGCGGUCGUCCGUUACUACCUAGCUAUGAUGUUAUACCAUAAAUAAUAAUAAUAAUAGCAUCAUCAUCAUAUACGGGUGUAAUAAUAAUAAUAAUAAUUACAUGUAACGCGCGUGCGGUAGCCGUGUAAAUAAAUAAUAACAACUGGUAGCCGCCGCCGGACAUUUCGAAUCGACCUAGUAGUGCUCGGGUGUGUGUAAACUGUAAAGAAAAAACUGUUAACGAAUCGCGUGCAUCGGAGGAAUAGGCCCAAAAGCAGAAGGAUCCUUGUGUUUUUGUGGCUAUCACUCAACUGUUAUUGUAAUUGUUCGGCAAGAACGUGCAUAUCGUGAUUACCACCACCGUGUACACCAAACGUGAAAGCUGUGUACUUGCGGUGCGACCGCCCAUCGUGUCUCGCGGUAUAAUAACGUCUUAAGUCGAAUUUGCCCGAGUAUGUUGACAAUAUUAUACAAUUAAUAAUAUAAGAAAAACAAAAGUUGUUAUCGAAUCGAAACCGGUACAACACCACGAAUAGUGACCGACGGCAAUAAUAAUAAUAUUAUAAAACAUAAAUUUUUUACUGCACUGCUAGUCUGGCAUUGUAUAGUUUUCGGUUAAUAUAUAAAUUUUUUUUAAAAAAAUACCAAGUACAAAAAAGUCGUUUAAAAUAAACAAUAAGUGUACGGAAAGAUUACCACGAGUUAUAACAAUAAUAGUGCAUAAUAUUAGUCGUUAAUACUAAACGACCCAUGAAUAAUACAACGGUUAAGAUGGAGAAAUUUCAAUGGAUAAACCCCGACCAUCAUAGCAUAGCGGUUGACGACCAAAAGCAACCAGUGCUUAACGAAAACGGCGAUUUGAUCGUCUUGGACAACGAAAGUGGAAAGUGUAUCGCUGUGCCGAAUUCGGACGACGUGCUGGAAAUUUUCGGUUUUGGAUAUUCCACAGGUUACGGGUCGCCCUCGGGAUCGCCCAAAGAUUCGCCGGACCGCGACUUGAAACCCAUCGUCCAAGUAGUCACAGACGCCGACACGCUGUUGUGGAGCAUGAGGACGCCGUGCCAGAAAGACAUCGAGGCCACCAGGGAAAUGCUGGCGCUGGUGGCGUCCAAAAAGUACCAGGACAUGUUUAACGACCAGUGCACGGUCAAGAUACGCGUGUGGAAGCGCAUAUGCGAGGAGCUGAUGAACAAGGGCUACCGGAUCGCGGACUCGGUGAACGAGGGCGGCAUCAAGUGCCACCAGAAGUGGCGCAACCUGGAGAAAUCGUACCGCAACUACCUGAUCAGCUCGACCGACCUGAACAGCUCGGCGCCCAAGAAGCCGCCGCCGUACUUCGAAGCGCUGCACGAGAUACUGAAAAAGAAAAAGAAGUACGCCAACGCAGCGUCUUACUCGUACUCGCAGACGGUGGUGGUGGGCGACGAGAUGAUCGGCGACCCGGACGCCAGCGGCGGACACCUCAACGACACGGACGUGAUGGAUGACAUGGACGACAUGGACGGCCAGAACGACGACCACUGUUACGUGGUCAACAGCUCGGGGCACGUAUCCAAGCGGCUCAAGAUGGACCCGCUGGCCGUGUGCUCGACGUCGGGCGGCUCGGGCUCCGGUGGCGGUGGCGGUGGCGCCGGCAACAGCAGCGGCCCGCGCGUCAAGCACCAGCAGCCCGACGUGCUCGAGCAGAUCCUGGAGCAAAUGGUGCGCGUCCACCGGGACACGAUGGCCAUGCAAGAACGGCAUUUCAACCGGCUGGAAAGGCUGAUGAAAGAGAACGCGAUCCAGAGCAAACGGCUGGCCGACGUCCUGGGUCGUCUGACGCACAACAGGGACGACAAGCAACACGACAAGUCGGCCGCCACCAAUUCGGACGUCGAAUAAAACAGCAUUACCGCAAAACGACACUAUUUACUUUAAUUCCAUUUUUUUUGCUUUUUACAUCUGACUUUAAUUAAAAACAGACUUUUUUUUUAAAUAUUAUAUUUAUAUUUAUGAUAACAAUACUAUAAACAGUUUUUUUAAAAAUCUCAUAUUUUGUAAGUAGUACAAUAUAGGUACAUAAAUAUAUAUAUUUUAAAUGUAUUGUAUAAUAAUUCUCCUCUCGUGUAUUGACAUUACGCGCAUUUAUAUUAUAUACAUACAUUAUGUAAAAUAUUACAUAAUUAUAUUCUUAACCGCCGCCGGUUUUCAAGUCUACGGUAGGUAACGUGUUUCGAAUAAAAAUAAUAUUAUAAGUAUAAGUUUGUACAAAAAAAUUAUAAAUAUAUAAAAAAAAAAAAAUGUAAAAAACAUCAAUAAAAAAUGACAAG
Molecule: messenger RNA, 2528 nt
Organism: Adelges cooleyi (spruce gall adelgid)
Lineage: Eukaryota; Metazoa; Arthropoda; Insecta; Hemiptera; Adelgidae
Exons: 6
Coding region: 970-2100 (376 amino acids)
Source: RefSeq, a predicted model, not a curated record